Lindgomyces ingoldianus is the source of this 2754-nucleotide messenger RNA. RefSeq lists its product as uncharacterized. The transcript has 4 exons. Bases 1 to 2754 code for a protein of 917 amino acids. The record is from RefSeq and is a predicted model, not a curated record. NCBI's taxonomy places the organism in Eukaryota, Fungi, Ascomycota, Dothideomycetes, Pleosporales, Lindgomycetaceae.
AUGGCCUCCUCACGAACAUACAUACCCUCAAUAGCGCUCUUACGUGCCCUCUCUCGACCAGGACCGCCGAAAUGUUCAUUUGUGUAUCGAACCGACAUUCAAUGCCGCCGUGGUAAAUCUUCCCAACCACCAAAACCUCUAAAGAAAAAAACGCCAGCACAAAUCUACCACGACACUCUCCGCAAAGCGUAUAAAGCCACUGGCAUAGAAAUGCCAAAACCGAGGAAAGGCAGGGCGCAAUCCUAUCAGGACAUGCUGGACAUGGGUCUCUCUGGCAUUUCGUAUGUUCAAAUGGACGAACACGGGAAUGAGCAGGUCAUCGACCAGAUCAAAAGCGAGGAGGAGUUUCAACGAUGGCAGAAGCGAGAUCGCAUGCUGAAAGAAGAUGCAACUAAUCCGAAUUAUGACGAUACAGAGCUACGUAAAAUGCUGUUGGACGAUUUGAUGCGGCAUCCAAGCUUUUCGCAUUUAAGAGAGGAGCUACAGGAGAUGAAGGAGGAACAGAUAUCCAAGGAAGAGGAGGAGCGACAAGAGAAGGAGAUGGAGAAGGAGGUGGAUGAAGAAAUCAAGGACUUGGUCACGAAGCAGAAGGUGAUCAUGCAUGAUUCUUGGCAAGAAAUGAUCGAUGACCCGGACUAUGCUGAUGCCAAAGAAAUGCUCCUGGACGUUCAGUCAAGGUGGGCGGAGUUCGACAUGAUGUCAGACGAUCCGGAGCUAGAGGCCGCGUUUCAGCGAUUGACGGACAAACUACAGACGAUACCAGCAUUUCAAAAGAAACUGGCCGAGAGUGGAGACCGGGGUGAUGCAGAGCUCAGGGAAUUGGAAGAAAUGGAGCAACAGCUUGAUAAAAGCGAAGAAGAAUGGAGCCAACGCAAAAAAGAGGAGGAAGAGACCGAGAAGGCGUUGGCCAGCAAUGAAGGAACUGCCGAAGAAAUCAACAUUCUCUUAAGACAAAUACAGGAGCUGCUAGCCGCCAUUGGUGGAGAUAGCGAGCUCGAGGGAGAGCUGGAGGAACUACUCCAUCAAGAUCCCUUCAAAGAGGUCCAAGAUGAGUUGGAUGCCGAGUUCGACUUUGAGAAGCUCGCAAAGGAUAUCUCCGAUGGCCUCGAUAAACUCAAGAAUGCGCCUACACCUGAAGAACUUGAGAAGGACGAAAAUGAUGCCGAACUACAGGCCAAGGUUGACAAAAUCAUGGACGACCCAAAGCUUUUGGAGAAGCUAGCUUUCAUCAAGGAACUUAUGAAGGAGCGGAAAAGAGACAUCACCCAGUUUGGCGGAGAUGCUCCCGACCCAGCAACACUUUACAAAUCCGAAUUAACAACCUUCGGACAGCAGCUCAAGAUUGCCGAGAGAGACCCAGAGCACCUUGCUGCGAUACGUCGUCUUCGCAUCCACCUCCUCCCACCAUUUAAUAUCUCUCCUGCUCUGCGGUCUUUGAACCAAGCCCUUAAGUUCGCCUACCUCGGCGCGAAUGACGACGUAAGACGCAUUCUCUGGCGAGCGUACUCCAAAGCUCGAACGAUCCCAACACUUCUGCAAAAUAUUCCCGAUGAUGCUUGGGAUAUGCUGUGGUAUUCUCAGGCUGUAAAAUGGCGCUCGAACCAAAACCGAGAAAACCAUUUGAGGAUCCUGCUGCAAGAUCUUGUGAGCGUGGGAAAGGAUGGCCCGCCCACAAAGCCAGAGCAGCUGAUGGGGCAGGGGCAGCCAGAAGAUGUUCAAGGGGAGAACGAACCAACUCCGAUGGAGCAGGCUUUGGAGUUGGCGCGUGUGGCGAAAGCGGAAUUCUCCUCAAUGGAGGCUGCUACUUCUGUACGAAUUCCAAGGCCUGCAAAAGCAAACUCAAUCACCAUCCAUGUUUCCAAUGGGGUCACAGGUUUCGUACUAUGUAUUUCACCAUCGCCGUUCUCCCAGCCUCCAUUGCAAUACCUUGCUCUCCCUUUAGCGGGAAGGAUUGCCGCCAUGUCGAGCACGCUUAUCGGACCCGUUCCCACGCUCUUCAUACCUCCAUUCUCAUGUCUUAAUGUCAUAACUUCGGGUGCAGAUCCAAAUAUCUACGCUUCCAGCACCUCUCUCUUCAUUGGCAAUUUCAAUGGGUUCUAUAAGGGCAACAACUACCUCAAAGCAGCGUCAGAUUGCUAUCCCAGCUCUACAACAGGACUUAAUUUCUGGGGCAAUUACUACUGGUCGCCAGCAUAUUGUCCGCAAGGCCAUACGCCAGCGUUUGCCGCAGCUCCCACCGCCGCAUUCCAGUCAUCUGGCGACCUCAUUACGAAGUCUUUGGAUAAGAGUCAGUAUAUUUGGGGAGACGGGGUUCCGGUUGCUUGGGAGAGUUCGGAUACGGAUAUUUUAUCACUUAUCGCGAAAGUGACUGCUACAGCUGUGUCCUCUAUGGUAUCAGGUACAGGUGUAUUACCAACGAGUAUAUUUGCGUCCAGGACUUCAACGACAUCAACACCUACGCAUACGCCCAUCUCGGCAGCAGGUUCAUCUUCUCCAAAUACAGGAGUGAAAGUGGGGAUUGGAGUUGGAGUUUCAAUAGGCGUCUUAGCAAUCCUCGGGAUUCUGAGCUGGUUCCUGUGGCGCAGAAGAAGAAUUAGCACUACUCCACAGAUUGUUGAAUUGGAAGGCUCGACAGAUGCGCAGAAAUACGCCGCAGGAUGGGCAGACAAUAUCCCGAAACCUAGGUUGCCACCUCAAGAAAUGGCCGGGUAUAGAGAGGAGAGAGUAGAGUUAUCAGCGGAGGCUCAUCGCUGA